UAGAACUUUAGGCAGAUCUUGUUACUGACAGGAUAUCCUUAGAACAAUUUUUAAAAAUGUUUUACAAUCAACAUCGAGACCGACAAUACAGCAUGCAGCAAUUAAUACAUGAAGAUGCCAAUAACGACGAUGAUGUACAUCUAGAAUAUUUCUCUGAAAUACAGAAUGAAAGAGAAAAUACAGUUGUUGACCAAACCUCAUCUAGACAAGUGAAUGUAUCACACUACUAUUCCGGUCGUGGCCGCAGGCGUAGACGAACAAACACCUUUAUUCCUCCUGAAAGACCUGUUCAUAUUUCUCCAAAAAAUAAUUCAGAAAGAAGGCAUUCUUCAGAAGAAGAGGACAUACCGCCUGUUACUCCUUCUCAAAGAUCUAUUCAUAUUUCUCAGGAAAAUAAUCCAGAAAGAAAAAAUUCUUCAGGAGAAGAGGACAUGCCGCCUGUUAAUCUUCCUCAAAGAUCUAUUCAUAUUUCUCAGGAAAAUAAUCCAGAAGGAAGGCAUUCUUCAGGAGAAGAGGACAUGACGCCUGUUACUCUUCCUCAAAGAUCUAUUCAUAUUUCUCAGGAAAAUAAUCCAGAAAGAAGGCAUUCUUCAGAAGAAGAGAACAUACCGCCUAUUAUUUCUCCUCAAAGCUCGAUUAAUGUUUCCCCAGAAGUUUUACAAGAUAUAAUUCUUAUAGGUUCAAGUAAGAAUUUUUACCUAAAAAAAUACGAAAUAAGAUGAAGGCUCCUGGUCCGCGACUGUGCUGAAAUCGUGACAUUAUGAACGAGAAUUGAUACGUGAAAAUUUGUUGCAUGCUAUUUACAAAUAAAAUGAAUUUGGAUAAAAUAAAAUCAUGAAAUCGCUUUAAAACACUUGUAAAAAUCUACGAAAACUCUCUUUUCUUCCUGUGACAGUCAGUAAACAGUCGUAAGUCACGUAAAGUGAGACCUAUUUACACACACACACACACAC
Messenger RNA from Solenopsis invicta (red fire ant), 953 nucleotides. RefSeq lists its product as uncharacterized. Bases 57 to 722 code for a protein of 221 amino acids. Lineage: Eukaryota; Metazoa; Arthropoda; Insecta; Hymenoptera; Formicidae. The record is from RefSeq and is a predicted model, not a curated record. The transcript has 3 exons.